Molecule: messenger RNA, 465 nt
Organism: Pogonomyrmex barbatus (red harvester ant)
Lineage: Eukaryota; Metazoa; Arthropoda; Insecta; Hymenoptera; Formicidae
Gene: Spn
Product: protein phosphatase 1 regulatory subunit spinophilin
Biological process (GO): calcium-mediated signaling; neuron projection development; actin filament organization
Cellular component (GO): dendrite; cytoplasm; postsynaptic density
Molecular function (GO): actin filament binding
Source: RefSeq, a predicted model, not a curated record
AUGUUAUGCAAUCAUGUUAUGCCAAGCUGCGAGUAUUCAGUGGGCGUGCAAAAAACUUGCACCAGCGGUGUAGCUCGAGCAGUACCGUUCUGCACCGUCCGGGUUCUUGGUGCGCACUCGAUUCUGCCCAAUGAGAAGCGCUAUUAUCCUACAUUUGUCAGUACGGUCGGAUGGUGUCUGUCGAUGUCAAUAGGCUCGGCGAGUUCGCGCAAGUCGCGAUAUGGAAUGGCGCGACGUGAAACGGUGAUCGCUAGGACAUCGCGGAUUCCUAUCGGCAUUACGUCGCCAGCUCGUCGCUGUGGUUAUGGUGAAGUCCCUUCGGUCGUAUACAUCGUGAGAAUACGACGCGACCAUAAACUGUCGAAGGCGCCGCAGAGCUACUUUUAUGCCAAAGUCGAGCGGCCCAUCCGUCACAGAGAUGCGUGCGCGCACAUGGUGACUUGACAUCGUCUUUCGGGGUCAAUU